UUCCCAGCCUCACACGAUGGAGACUUUUUCUCCUAAGAAAAAAAAAACGAAACAACCAAUCUUCUUCUCUCCCCAUUUCCCCUUCUUUGCCCCAAAAAGAAAAAAUGACUAACAAACACGAUCAUCAUCACCAACAUUGUCGCCUCAACUUCAAAGUCCUUUCAUGAAAUUUCUGCAUGUUUGUUAGUGCUGAAUAAUUAACCCCCAUUACAAAACAAACAAAUCUUGUAAUACGUUGAUCCUCAUUGGAAAAGAAAAUCGCAUCAUUCAUUCUUCGCAAAGGGGUGAUGUGAAAACUAAGAAAAACAAAGAAAAAGAAGGAUCUUGAUGCACAAAACAAAUAAAGAUACGGCAGUCUUAGCCUUGUUUUGAAGCCAAAAGGAGAGAAGAAACACAAUGGCUUUCCGUUCCUUUAGGGCGCAAUCGGUUUCGAAUCAAGGAUCAUACCCAUCGGAGAAGAUAUCAGAAGAGCCAUUACCAAGCAAAGUGGCACAGAGCACCGUAACAUGCUUCUACCAAACCAAUGUGGCAGGGUAUUGGCGAAACAUAUCUAUCUUGUGGUGCAAGAAUCUCAUGAACCAUUCCUUACACAUCACCGUCGAUAGCCCCGGCGGUGACGCGCAUUUCGGCUGCAAGAUCGACGUCAAGCCAUGGCAUUUUUGGAGCAAGAAAGGCUACAAGACUUUCGACGUGGAAGGCCGUUCCGUCGAGGUCUACUGGGACCUCCGGUCGGCAAAAUUCUCCGGCAGCCCCGAACCGAACAGCGAUUACUACGUUGCGUUGAUUUCCGAAGACGAGGUGGUUUUGUUGUUGGGAGACUACAAGAAGAAGGCAUACAAGAGGACGAAGUCGCGGCCGGCGCUGGUGGAGGCAAUGCUGCUUGUCAAGAAAGAGAAUGUGUUUGCCCGGAAAAGUUUCGCCACCAAGGCGAGGUUCGAUGAGAAGAGGAAAGACAGCGAAAUCGUCGUCGACAGCUCCACCGGCGGUCCUAACGACCCCGAGAUGUGGAUCAGCAUCGACGGCAUCGUGCUCAUCCACGUCAAGAAUUUACAAUGGAAAUUUAGAGGCAAUCAGACCGUUAUGGUUAACAAGCAGCCCAUUCAGGUUUUUUGGGACGUUCAUGAUUGGUUGUUCUGUGGUGCUGCUGCUGGGCCUGGGCUUUUUAUAUUCAAGCCCGGCCCACCCGAGGCGGAGAGCGAGAAAGAAGGAAGCGCUGUUGAAGGUUGUGAGGGUAGUGAUGAUGGGAGUGUUGGGUAUUAUUCAACUCUCAAUAUUGCUACCUUUGAGUUCUGUCUUGUUCUAUGUGCCUAUAAAAUUGAGUAAUAGAGAGAGGGGAAGAGGGAGAG
Molecule: messenger RNA, 1346 nt
Organism: Arachis duranensis
Lineage: Eukaryota; Viridiplantae; Streptophyta; Magnoliopsida; Fabales; Fabaceae
Exons: 1
Coding region: 397-1323 (308 amino acids)
Source: RefSeq, a predicted model, not a curated record